Molecule: messenger RNA, 3576 nt
Organism: Plasmodium adleri (nom. inval.)
Lineage: Eukaryota; Apicomplexa; Aconoidasida; Haemosporida; Plasmodiidae
Product: serine/threonine protein kinase, putative
Exons: 1
Coding region: 1-3576 (1191 amino acids)
Biological process (GO): protein phosphorylation
Molecular function (GO): ATP binding; protein kinase activity
Source: RefSeq, a predicted model, not a curated record
AUGCUAAUAAGUAACAGAAAAAGAAGAAAAACGUAUAUAUACAACGACAAAUAUCAAUAUGUCAAUAAAAAAAUAAAAGACAAAUUUAUAUUUAUGUGUUUAAUAGGAAUUGGAGGGUUUUCAUGUGUAUAUAAAAUAAAGAAAAAAGAAAGAAACAAAAAAUAUAUACAUCAUGAUCAUAAUGAAAAAAACAAAAAAUAUAUACAUCAUUAUCAGAAUGAAAAAAAAAAUAUAUAUAUACCUCAUGAUCAUAAUAAAAGAAACAAAAAAAAUAUACCUCAUGAGCAGAAACAAAAUGGUAACAAUAAAUUUUAUGCUUUAAAGAAAAUAAAAUUUUAUGCUAAUCCAAAAAAUUUAAAAGAACAAAUAUUAUUAAAUUUAAGAGAAAUCAAAUAUUUAAACCUACUGAAGAAAUAUAAAAAUAUUGUAUAUCUACAUGAAUACUGGAUAGAAGUUCAUAAACCUUUUUACAAAGAAAAUAAAAAAAUUAAAGUGAAUAAAAAAAAGAAAAAAAUAAAGAAACAAAAACUAUCCUUAUUUAAAGAUACUAUCAAAAUUAUUAAGAAGAAAAAAAAAGACAAGUUAAAAAAAAAAAAAAAAAUCGAAUUCUUUUUUAAAAAUAUUCAAUAUUCUAGUGAUACAGAUGAUAUCAAAAUUAUUUUUGAAGAUGCUGAUCCACAAAAAAUAAAAAAUAAUAAUAACAUAAAAAAUAUAAAACAAAAAAUGCAAAAAGGUUAUAACAACAAUAAUAAAAAGAAUGACAAGAAUUGUGUGAAUAAUAAUAAAAAAUACAACGUUGUUAUCAAUAAAGGUAUAGAAAAAAAAUAUAUAAUAAAUAAAAUAAAUAAAAAAAAAAUCAAUGCGAAGAAAAAGAUAUAUAUAUAUAGACAUAUAUAUAAAAAUAUGUAUGCUCUUUUUAAUAUAAAAAAAAAUUCCUAUUAUACAUAUAAUAAUAAAAACUUUCAAUUAUUAAAAAAAAAUAAUCUUUUUAUAAAUAAAAAUCAAAAUAACCUUUAUCAUUCUUGUUAUUAUUAUUCAUCUUAUACAACAACAAAUAAAUUUAAAUCCUUAAAGGAAAAACAAUUUACAUAUAUCAGUUCCUUCUCUUCUCAAAUAUGUUGUAGCACCACUAGAAGAAAAACUUUCUCUUACAAUCAAAAUGAGAAUUAUCAGGAAAUAAAAGAAUUAAAUAAAUAUUAUAAUUACAACUCUUCAAAAUGUUUAGAUAAACAUAUAUUAAAUAAACCAUCCACGCUUUAUCAAAACAAUAAUAAACAUAACAACAACAAAAAAAAAAAGGAUAACAAUAUUGUAUUAAAUACAUUACAAACAUUUUAUGAUGAUUCAGAUGUAUAUAACUUGGAAAAUGUAGACACCAAAGAAACAAAACAAUAUAAUAAAUAUAAUAAUAUAGAAGAAAUGAAAAAUAAAAAUAAUAAACAAAUAUAUUUUAUAUAUAAUAAUAUAUAUACUAUGCAAAAUAUAAAAUAUACAUCAUACACAUCAGAUAUAUCUACUAUAGAUCAUAUUAAUAUACGCAAUUCUUAUAGCCUAUCAAAUAUUUUUUCUUGUAAAACACAAAAUAAAGAUAAUAAUAUCUUCUGUCAAAGACACACCAAAUUUAUUAACCGACUAUCAAAGAAUAAGAAAAAUAAAUUAUCACAAAAAAAAUAUUAUAUCAAUAAAAAUAAACUCAAGAAAAUAAAAAUCAGGAAAAUGUUUCAGAUGAAAAAAAAAAAAAAAAAAAAAAUUCUCAAAAAUGUAAACAUAAGAAGAAAUAAAAAUAUGUACAUGUAUUUAUCUUAUAUAAAAUUUAUUAUUAGUCACAACUUAUGUAACAAGAUACAUAAGGAAUUUAAACAACUUACAAAUAAUGUAGUUAGACAAAUAAUUCUUCAUAUAUUUAAUUAUAAGACACAUACAAUGAACCAUAUAAUUAAAUAUACAUGUAAUUUUUAUAAAAAGGAGAUAUUUUUAUCUAGUUGUAAAGAGCGAAUUUUUUUUUUUAUAAUAUAUUGUUUUCAUAAAAGUGGUUAUGUUUUUUCAAGAUUGUAUGGACAAGAAAUUAAAAAUAAAAGAAAUAAAAUAAAAAAUAAAAAAAUUCAAAGAAUAAGAAAUAUACAGGUUCAAAAUGUAAAGGCUUAUAAAUAUCGACCAUUCAUAAAUAACAAAGAAUAUUCAACAGAUUCAAAACAAAUGAUAUAUUUUUUAUUAAAUAUAACUUUGAAAAAUUAUAUAGAUUAUAUAUUAAGGGAAAGGUAUUUUUUAUGUUCUCAUUAUCAUCUUUUAAUUCAAAAAAAAUGGUUCAUUUAUAAUACCACAAAUGUUUUAUCAAAUUAUUGUUUGAAUCAAAGAAGUGAUAAUAAUGACCUCAUGUUUAAUAAUAAUUUUAUUCUUACUAAUUAUAUGGAUAGGUAUACAAAUUUUUUCAAAAAAAAACCAUGUAAUGAUAAAAUUAUUUCCUAUGACAUGAAUCAGAAUUUAGAAAAUGAAUAUCUUUCACUUAAAGGUGACAAAAAAAUCAAUAUAACAACAACUUAUUUAUAUAUGAAAAUAAGGAAGAUAUUAGAUAAAUAUUCAAAAAGAAAUGAAGAUAAAAAAAAUAUAUCAAAAAACAAAUAUUCUUACAACAAUAGAAGUUUUGCUUUAUUAUCAUAUAUAAAAAAGAAACAUAAACAUAAUAAGAUAUAUAACCACAUUAAAGAAAAGAAUCGAUAUAAUAAAAAGACAAAAUAUAAAUUUAACUUAUAUAUAAGAAUGGAAUAUUGUAAAAACACACUAGAAAAUUAUAUUAACACAAGAGAAGAUAUUAAUAUUAAUAGAAAUUAUGAAAUAAUAGAAAUGAUCAUAUUAGGUUUAUAUUAUAUUCACAAUAAUAAUAUUAUGCAUAGAGAUUUAAAACCUUCCAAUAUUUUCAUAUCCAAUAACAAUAUUGUUAAGAUAGGGGACUUUGGGUUAGCAUCCUAUGAUUAUACUUAUCUCAAAAAUAAUAUAAGAAAAAAGAGAAAAAGAAAAUCCAAUAACUUGUCAUAUGAAUAUGAUAUACCAAAAAUUAAUAUAUUAAAUUUGAAAAAAAAAAAAAAUACUCCCCCCUUCAAUAUAACUAAUAUAUCUAAUAAUAAUAAUAAUAAUAAUAAAAAUAAUAUUAUUAGGAAAAAAAAAGAAAUUUUAUUUAAAAAUUGCUGUACUAAAAAUAUUAUACACACAAAGGAAAUAAACAGUAACUCCUCAUUUCAAUACUUUAAAAAAAAAAAAAAAAAAAAUCUUCAUUAUCAUCAUACCUUAGGAAUAGGAACUAAAAUAUAUGCAGCUCCAGAACAAUUAUUAGGAAAUAAAUAUACAAAAGCAGUUGAUAUGUUUUCUCUUGGAUUAAUUAUAGUUGAUUUAUUUACUAUAACAAAAACUUACAUGGAAAGAAUGAAAAUUUUAUGUAAUGCUAGACAUCGAAUUUUACCUGACUUGUUAAUAAAAAAAUAUCCACAGGUAGCCAAAUUGUGUAAAAAUUUAUUAUCGCUAGAUUAUCAAUUAAGAUGGACCUCCGAAGAGUUAUAUAAGAAGAAAAAAUAUAUAUAUUGA